Molecule: messenger RNA, 660 nt
Organism: Procambarus clarkii (red swamp crayfish)
Lineage: Eukaryota; Metazoa; Arthropoda; Malacostraca; Decapoda; Cambaridae
Source: RefSeq, a predicted model, not a curated record
AUGGGGAAGGAUAGGGAAAAGGAUGGGGAAGAAACAGAGGCAGAGGCAGUAGAAGCAAGAGAGGAAGCACCAGAGGCAGUAGAAGCAAGAGAGGAAGCACCAGAGGCAGUAGAAGCAAUAGAGGAAGCACCAGAGACAGAAGAAGCAAGAGAGGAAGCACCAGAGGCAGUAGAAGCAAGAGAGGAAGCACCAGAGGCAGUAGAAGCAAGAGAGGAAGCACCAGAGGCAGUAGAAGCAAUAGAGGAAGCACCAGAGACAGAAGAAGCAAGGGAGGAAGCACCAGAGGCAGUAGAAGCAAGAGAGGAAGCACCAGAGGCAGUAGAAGCAAGAGAGGAAGCACCAGAGGCAGUAGAAGCAAUAGAGGAAGCACCAGAGACAGAAGAAGCAAGAGAGGAAGCACCAGAGGCAGUAGAAGCAAGAGAGGAAGCACCAGAGGCAGUAGAAACAAGAGAGGAAGCACCAGAGGCAGUAGAAGCAAGAGAGGAAGCACCAGAUGCAGUAGAAGCAAAAGAGGAAGCAGCAGAGGCAGUAGAAGCAAGAGAGGAAGCACCAGAGGCAGUAGAAGCAAGAGAGGAAGCACCAGAGGCAGUAGAAGCAAUAGAGGAAGCACCAGAGACAGAAGAAGCAAGAGGGGGAAGCAGAAGAGCCAACAAAAUGUAA